Molecule: messenger RNA, 785 nt
Organism: Tigriopus californicus
Lineage: Eukaryota; Metazoa; Arthropoda; Copepoda; Harpacticoida; Harpacticidae
Product: stromal cell-derived factor 2-like
Exons: 5
Coding region: 117-758 (213 amino acids)
Source: RefSeq, a predicted model, not a curated record
CACCAUCAUUGCCUUCUCUCUUCUAACUACAGAAGUGGAGACACUCAGUGUUGCUUGACUUCUCCUUGUUCAAGUGUUUCCUCCUUAUAAAGAUUCAUUGGAUUUAGACGUCAAAUAUGCGACUGUUUCCCGCUCUUUGGGCGUUAUGCAAUAUUUUAUUAGCUCAAGCCGGUCGAGGACCACAGCAGGUGACGUGUGGAUCCCUAUUGAAGCUCAUUAAUGUGCACCACAAGAUUCGGCUUCACAGUCACGAUGUUAAAUAUGGGUCAGGCUCAGGUCAACAGAGCGUGACCGGCACAGACCAAAAAGAAGAUGUCAACUCACAUUGGGCCAUUAAAGGACCCACUGCCCGCAAGCAGUGUAAACGAGGAGAACCCGUAGAAUGCGGCCAAGAGAUCCGAUUGGAGCACUCCACCACAUCACGAAAUCUUCACUCACAUCACUUCUCUUCGCCUCUCUCCAACAAUCAAGAGAUCUCUGCGUUUGGUGAUGGAGGAAAUGGUGACACGGGCGACGUUUGGUCUGUGGUUUGCGACGGCGAUUUCUGGCAGCGGGAUGCUCCCAUCAUGUUCAAGCACUCGGAUACGGGAAUUUUCUUGGGAGCCUCUGGACACACUUUUGGACGACCUAUCCACGGCCAGAUGGAGAUUAUUGGAUUGUCCAUGCCUGAUAUUAGCACAAAAUGGAGGACCGCCGAAGGUAUUUUCGUUCACCCAUCGGACUUCAAUCCCAAGCGAACUAAACAUGAUGAGCUCUAAAAUUGACAUUUUGGCGUUGAUUGUGAA